CUAUGACCGCUAUACCCCGUUCCACUGGUAGAAUCGUUGUAACGAUCGAAUCUGCUGGAGCGUAAGAAGCACAAUCGAAGUCGCGAGAGAGUCUCAACAGGAUGAAGUGUCUUCUAAGUGUCAUCCUCUUGUCGCUGGGAACAACGUGGGCAGCAAAAAUCUAUCGCCUAUGUGCACCAGACGACAUUAGCGAUUCAGAGUGUAGUUUAUUGGCGAAGGGUGAUAGCCCCGUGCUUUGCGAAAGAGUUACAGACCGAACGGAAUGCGCUAUUAAGAUCGCUAAGGGUCGCGCACAUUUUGGCGUUUUCAAUGCUGAGGAACUGCUGCUCGCUUAUCAUUUCUACCCGGAUGAGAUCAAGCCGAUUGCACAGCUACGGCACAGGGAAAGGAGAAAUCGAGAGUACGACUUCCAAAGUGUUGUCGUUGUCCCCGAAUCAUUCAACUCAAACGAAGGUCUAGCGGGCCUAAAAAAUGGUGGAUUGUGUCACCCCGGCUUUUCCAAGUCUCAAAACUGGAACGAUUACAUUCUGAAAUUCUUUGAGAGAAAGGCGUGGAGUCACCAAUGCAACGGCGACGUCUCCGUCGCCGAAAAUGAAGCGAUCAAUCUCAAGAACUUCUUCGGGAGAGCUUGCCGGCCUGGCAAAUGGGUUGAGGAUCCGGCUGAGGACAAGCGAUUGAAGCAAAAAUAUCCGCAACUUUGCGAACUCUGUGAUAAUAAUCAUGAUUGUGCUUAUUAUAACAACGACCACCAUGGACACAUGGGAGCGCUGGAAUGUUUAGUAUCUGGUCGGGGGAAGGCUGCAUAUGUGGCGUAUGACUACGCUUACCAAUACUUCGGGGUGAAUCUCACCGGACCAGAGCCACGAGUAACGAAACCAGGAUUCCAAUUUCUCUGUCCGAAUGGAUCGCUCAAACCUUUAACAGUAUCCGAGCCAUGCGCGUGGAUUGGCCAGCCAUGGAGUGCAGUUGCAGUAAAAAAGGAUCGGUCCUCAGAGCUCGUCUCGUCAUUGAAAACAUGGCUGGCGUCUCCUUUCGUCCCUGACAGUUGGAAAGACACUCUGAACAAAAUCCUCAAAAAAGAAGGAGAAAUAAGCAAUUACACCGAGGAUCAGACGCUAAGUACUUACUUAGCAACUGGCCGAGAGAUCAAUUUACCCGAAAAACCCUGUGGAAACACAAUUCGUUGGUGUACAAUCUCCCCCCAGGAGACUGGAAAGUGCAGAUGGGUAGCGAAAGAGGCUCUUCUCCUCGGAAUUGAACCCAAGUUCACCUGCGUCGAGACCAAUUCCACAUUCGAUUGUCUCCGGACUAUAUCGAAAAAUCUCGCUGAUAUCAUCACUAUAGACUCCAACUACGGAUAUUUGGCCAGAACCAUUUUUAAUCUAACGACAUUACUAUAUGUCGAACCAAUGAAGACGAUGAACAGUGCAAUAAUAGCAGUCGUAAAGAAUUCGCAAUCACCGAAAUUUGGUAGUUUCAAAAGUCUGAAAGGAAAGACCGCGUGCUUUCCUGAAUACGGAGGAAUCGCUUGGUUGUCACUGAUCAAUGUCGCUCGCAAUCAAAAAAUCAUACCGGACACCUGCGAUUAUCCCCAAGCCCUGGCUGGCUUGUUCUCCGGGGCCUGUACCCCUGGAAUCAACGACACGGAUCAUUCAGAUGUGACUACCAAAGUGGAAGUAGUGCAACAACUUUGCUCUUCUUGUCCUUUGCAAGCCGACAACUCCACAUGUUCCGCGAGUCCUGAUAAUACGUUCUAUGGAGAUGAAGGGGUUCUGGAUUGUCUCGAUGGCCCUGGAGAUAUUGGGUUUGUGGAAAUAAAGAAUGUUGGGGGAGAACUGCGAGCAGGGAAGAUCAGGCCUGAUGAUUAUAGAGUAUUAUGCAAGAAUGGGAGUCUGGCGGUCAAUACUGGAUUCAAUAUUGACAGCAAUUGCGCCCUGUCUGUCACCAUUGAUAGCGAGGUCCUGGGGAGAUCUAGCAACCGAGCUGUUGAGAAUAUGGACACCACCAUCGCUCUUCUGAACCUUGAGGCUUGGUUGGGGUACACUUCUCGCGCCAGGCGAACGAUCAGAAUCUACGACUCAUUCACAGGAUACCGUGAUCUACUGUUUAAAGAAACAACAGUGGCGUUGAGGCCCAAAGACUCGGAUGUCGAAAGCGUCGUAGCUUACAAAGAGUUGUUUGAGAAUUUCGAAUCCUGCCGGAAUUCCGGAGUGGGAAUAAUUAGUAAUACUCUCACUACGGUUGGAGGUGUAAUCAUUGCCAUAAUUAUGCUUACUCAAUAAUUACCCUCAACAGCAUUAUGAUUAAGACACCAAUAAAUCUGCAUAUGACAUUAUUUUCUAAUUCAAUGAUUCUCCGUUGAGGGGAGGAUUUGCGAUGUAUUUUUGAGUUGAGGGUUUGUAACAAUGACAUCAAUAAAAUAUACUUUCGGAAA
Messenger RNA from Diachasma alloeum, 2434 nucleotides. RefSeq names its product transferrin. Lineage: Eukaryota; Metazoa; Arthropoda; Insecta; Hymenoptera; Braconidae. The transcript is spliced from 8 exons. The record is from RefSeq and is a predicted model, not a curated record. Gene Ontology annotation, cellular component: plasma membrane; early endosome; recycling endosome. The coding region runs from base 102 to 2282 and encodes 726 amino acids. Gene Ontology annotation, biological process: iron ion transport.